AUGAAUAAAGUGAUUUCCUCGCUCAUUUUAUGCUUCAUCGUUCGCGCAGUUUUAGCAGCCGAGAAAGAAUCUAGAUCUGCCUACAUCAAAACGCGAGAGAACAAGCGUUUACAUGGCUAUGUUGUCAAGAGAAUUGAUUCUAUGGAUGAAAUGUCGUGCAGUCAAGCAUGUUUAAGGCAUUCUUGGUGUACCUCUUCCAACUUCAAAGAGUCCUCGGGAAAUUGUGAGCUGAACAAGCAUGAGUUUUCUCCAACUGAUGAUGGCACCAAGCUCACUGAUAAUCCAGGCACAACGUUUUCAAUGUUUCUUAAGGUAAGAAACAUUCUGAAUUUUCAUUGCUUAGACAACAAAAGCCUCCCAAACAACAAGAACUAGACUCCUGCACCCAGGCUAAGGCCGACAACACGAUGUAUAACAAUUCCGUCUAAAUCAGUUUUAAUACAUAACUGUGCGUGCGAAGUUAAGUCAUGAAAAAAUAGGAAGUUGGUAAAACUGUACAGUAAAGUUGAGUGGUUGUAAAAGGUGCACGCAUUUCAGUCAUAUGUUUCGUAUGGGAGCUGGCUAUGUUUUCCCUUUCCCAAACUUUUCAGCUCCGCAACAACAAAAUCAUUAUCGAAGGCAAUGUUUUCUUCCCUAACCAGAGGCUUACUUGCUUUGCAAAUAAAGUUAAGAGAAGUAUAGAGUGCAAACAACUAUAAAUGUUAAAAAGAGGAAAGCACGCUUAGAGCCGGCAAUUAAUCGGUGGAAUUUUUUGUGCUCAACAUUAUAUUUGCGUUGUGCCGUUGAAAAUGCCGUUGAAAAUGCUGUUGUUGUUGUUGGAUCAGUCUCGCUGUCUGCAAUUAAAUGAUCUGUAUGUAGUUAGUACGUCGCCGCCCCACUCCAGAGAAAGAGUGGCUAAAACAUACAAAAAGCUGUAGGAAGUCUAUGGAAAACGAUGUCGGUAUAUCAUUUUAGCUUACCGAAGUAACUUAUGAACAUUUUCCUCAGGGCUGCCUAAUGGCUGGAUGCCUUAACGGAGGUUCUUGUUUGUUCGACGAAGGGAAAGACACGUUUGCUUGUUCAUGCAGUCCGCAGUGGAGAGGAGAAAAAUGUGAAAUGGGUAGGUCCAAACUGUUUUUGUUCCUUAAGUACGAUGGACUAUAUAGGAGAAGAGUGAAAGACGUACCCGGCUGAAAACGAAAUCACACAACUUUCUAUACUUUAUAUGUGGCAGUUUUUUUUAGAAGCACUGAGGAACGAGUUAUAAUCUGCUGGCUGGUUUUCUCUGGCAAUGUAGUUGAUGUAGUCCUCACGGAUUAAUUUACAUCCCGUGUAAUAUAUUAAGAAAACUGGUAUGUAACGUAUGAGACUCAUUGGCCUUAAAGGCUGGUUUUCACUAGCGACGGAGUCGGAGUCGGAGUGGUAAGCGGAGAUGUAAGAGCGCUUAUGACCUAGUGAAAAUCAAAAAUCGGAGUCGUAAGCGGAGUCAUAAGCGCGACUGAAUCGGAGUCAGAAGAAUCAGAACGUUUCCAUUUUCUUCCGACUCCGCUUACGACUCCGUCGCUUACGUUCCGCUUAUGAUCUAGUGAAAACCAGGUUGUUGGAGUCGGAAGCAGAAGCGGAAGGAUAAGCCAAUCAGAAUGUACGUUCCCACGCUUUGUGACUGGUUUGGUUCUUCUGCUUCUGCUUCCGACUCCGACAAUCUGGUUUUCACUAGAUCAUAAGCGAAACGUAAGCGACGGAGUCGUAAGCGGAAUCGGAACGCUGUUUUCACUAGAUCAUAAGCUCUACGCUUCUGAUUACGACUCCGACUCCGACUCCGUCGCUAGUGAAAACCAGCCUUUACCGUUAGCCUCGAAUGUGGAAAAGACAUUAGAUCUGGCCAAAUUUUAUGUGACGCUCAAAUUACGGUAAGUCGGAUACCUAACACCUGGAUUAACCCAACAUGACGGCCGUUUUUAAAGAGAGAAUUUGCAUGCAUAGAUAAAUAUUUUGCUUAAGGCUUUUUUUGCGAAAAACUGUUCGAUCGUCUGAGGAAACAGAGUCUAAAUAGAAGUAUAAGUUGUUUAAUAGUUAGUCGUAAAGGAAACAAAGUGGCAAUGCGCAAACUUGGCACAAUUCAGUAUUUGUGCUUUUCUCUGUCGCUGUAGCAGUUUCAACCCACCUUUGCGCCGUUUGUCGCCAUUCUGCUGCCGUUUGUCGCUGCUUCAAGGCCAUUUCGAUUCAGUGUCGAAAUUUAACCUAACAGGGCCUCAAGAAAGUGGCCAAAACAAGUGUAUGCGUAAUCAACAAGGAACACCCAACGUCAAUUUUCGGACGGUAUCUGUUCGGAAGACAUCUAGAAUUUUCGGAACAUUUGUUGCAAAAUUUCUUGCUUGCCUUCCUCUCCUAGGAUUUUCGAACAUCUAAAAAUGGUAUUAUUGCCCAUUUUUAGCCGAUUUUUACCCUAAAAAGGUCACCUAGAAUUUUCGGGAGCCGUUUUUCUGGCGCAAAUUUUCGAAAAGGUAAGUUUUGAUCCCUAUAAUUUUAGGAUCACUAGACUUUCAGCUAGGAAAUCCAAACAGAUGAAAAAUUCUUAGGGGAUAAAAAUAUGCCUGUAUCUACGGUUUAAAUACUAAAAUACGCUUAACAAUGCUAUGUUUAAGUGGUUUUGUACUAUAUUCUCGUUGGGUGCUCCUGAUCAACGGCGACGCACCUAAUAAGAACAAGAGAGAAUGAUCGGGGUGAAACUAUACAAAACACCACUGUUGUAUGGGCCUGAUGGGUUUAAAGUUUGAAAACAAAAAAAAAAGGAGUGUGAAAAUAAGACGAUACCAUUAAUGUUUUGUAUGCGCCUAAUAAGUCUGCAUUGCCAGAAAAACUAAGUAUGGACUUUCUCCUCCGCAGGGGCCUCUUUGUUUUGUGGGAGAGCGCGCUGGGCACCCCCGCGCUUUUUAUUUUUUCGAUUAUUGCUAUUUUUAUACGGAUACCUAGCAGGAGCCUCUGCAGAGGAGGGAGGAGUAUGGACUAGUCUGACAUGUCACACGUCCCCACCCCCUAACCCGUGGGGGGUACAUCUCUCUUCCCUACGCGUGGUGUGUCGUCUGCUUAGCCACCUCCCUUAUUGUGGCACGCAAUCAAAGAAAACGGUAAUCAUCAAAAUGAUUUUCUACGAAAGAUUUCAACAGACGAUUGAAGGAAUCAUUCAGUAAAAAUUAUUUUCUUCUAAGUUAAGCAAUGCAUUCUACAUGCUAUUUUGCAGACACAAACGAGUGUGAGACAGACACGCAUCACUGCAGCGGCCAAUGCCUUCUGUAACAACACUAAAGGCUCUUACAUUUGUACAUGCAAACCAGGAUAUAUCGGAAACGGCGUUAACUGCACAGGGAAAAUAAGCAAGCGAAAACCCUCAGCCGAUAGCCCUGAAUAACCUGAUUUGAAUGAGGCUGACUUAUGCGAGUUUGGGGUUAUAUAUUUUAAAAAGUGGUGGUGUCGUAAGCGGGAGCCGGCGAAUCCGGUGAUAAGAGUAAGGUGAUUAAACGUUAAAAAUAUGUGCAUAUUCGGCAACAAUCAUUUGCCGGAUUCGCGGUUUGUUAUCACGGCUUUUUCUCUUUUUUCCAUGACUAUAUUUUGCUAUCUUCCGCAAAACUCUCCUCGUGCAACUUUCUGUCAUUUUUAUUAACAUUUUGCUUUGUUCUAUUGGAGCAUCUUGACAGCCGGCUUAAGGGGCUAAAUUAAAAAAAAAAAAGGAAAUAGCCCGUUCGCUAGCGAUGGUGGCUUCACUGUCCAAACAACCCCAAACUCUCAAAAGUAAGCCAGCUCGCAGACUAGUUUAUCGUUUAUCUCGCGGUAGUCGUUACUUCGUUAAACUACUACCUAUCGACAACACAGCUGCAGAUUAGUACUAGUAUGGACCGUAUGGUUGGUGGAAACCAUAAAUGAGGCUCGUAAUGCUAAUCACUAGCAACUAAGGGGGGAACUGUUAGCCCACCCUCACUAGUACUCGACACAUUCGCCUAAUGAAGACCAGAAGCACGCAGUUUCAGAGGCACCCAACGGCAAUUUUCGGGAAGAUAUCUGUUCGGAAGACGAUUUGAGAUCUAGAAUUUUCGGAGCAUUUGUUGUAAAAUUUCUUUCUUGCCUGCCUCUCCUAGGAUUUUCGAACAUCUACAAAAUGGUAUAAUUACCCAUUUUUAACGCAUUUUGACCCUAAAAAAGGCCACCUAGAAUUUUUCGGGAGCCUUUUCCUGGCUGAAAUUUUCGAGAAGGUAAGUUUUUAUCCCUAUAAUUUCGGAUCACUAGACUUUCAGCUAGGAAAUCCGACCAGAUGAAAAGUUUUUAGGGGAUAAAAAUAUGCCUAUAUCUACCGUUUGAAUACUAAAAUACGUUCAACAAUGCUUUGUUAAGUGGUUUUGAACUAUAUCCUCGUUGGGUGCCCCUGCAGUUUGAAACGUCGUGAAUGAAUAAACGUUAAACUAGCAUACCUAAAGGGUAGAAAUGCUGCCGUAGGCAAGGAAUAGUGAAGAAAUGGAAAAUUAAGAGUAAAGUUUUUAGUAGAAGGUGAUGUGAGGCUAAGAGGGCUUAAUCCAAAAUCUUUGUCAGUGAUGACCUAAAUUUAGAAAUUAUCUUCCUUUUGAGUAUCGCGUUAAAGGUGAAUAACUAAAUUAUGAGCCAGUUUUAGUAUUUUUCUAGCGUGCUCGCGUGGCGUCAGAAGUGGCCAGAUAAUUCUCCAUUUUUGAUAUGUAUAUCAAUCAUUCUCGCUUGCAACCGUGACUGAAUGACUGAAACUUAUUUUGAAGCUUUGAUUUGGCGAUACGAGAAAAUUUUCUAACUAUGGUGUUCAGUCUUUCUGUUCGCACAAAAAUCGAGCGUUUUCCACGAAACUUAAAAUUCUUGAGUUUAAGACUGUUUAUUUCAUCUGCCAAGUUUAAGUAAAUUUGUUCGACUGUGAUCUGCGCUACAAGAUAGGUUUGAGAAACGACCAUGAAAACACAUUAACUUGGCCAACCAUGUCACGAAUCAAACACCAAUUUAAACAAUUUUGGAGGGCAGUUAUGUUCAAAUUUUGAUAAAUACAUGACAUAAAUUUCGGGCUCGUAGCUCUAAUGCUGCUUGUGUGAUUCCCUCUUAGAACAGAAGAAAAAUUUGCUUGAAAAAUAGUAAAGGCUGCGGCUAUAUGGCCGGUAACCGGUCAAGAUUUUCAAAACACUAAAUGACCGGCAGUCCGAUAUUUUUUUCAAUAAUUUUUUUCAAAUCGAAGAAUCCCAGCCAGACCAAACUAUCAUACGUCGAUUAAGAAUAGACUGUGACAGACUUAAUUUAUGAUCGACAAAUGUUGUCAAAGUGUAAGUCUGUUCAAUUUCAAAGGAAAAAAAUAUUCACUCGAAUAUGAGCGGAUUCGAUCCCGGAGCAUAGGGUCUGCAUACCACUACUCUAACCACUAGACCACCGUGGUUUCUCUGCAAGAUGGCGAUUUUAUUCAAAUAUUAUAGCGUAAACCCCAACCCAAAAUAAAAGCCAACUGCUAACCCUUAUCACAAUUCUCAGGGCUUAACCCUAAUCAGUUUGGUUAGUGCUUCAGUUAGUACUUUCAGUGCUUAACCCUAAUCAUAUAGUCAAAAUAUCGGACUUACAAAAUAUUGCAUUUUGUGAAAAUAUCCUUGAAAGAUAUAAACGGCUGCUUGCUCCAUGCAGUGAUGCUAUUUCUUUGUCCAUAUGCUACGCUAUUUUGCUGGUCUUAGCGUGUUCUGUUUUCCGAAAACCAACCAAAAUAUAUAGAGGUUUCGAACUUUUCUUUCAUUCUGCCUUGGCAUCGACUAGGAUAAAUUUAUCAUGAAUGCUUUCGAUUCUCGGUCGACAAGUGUCGGUCAACUGCAAAAGUAUGCAGCACGUGCAAAGAUUUUUUGUUUUCUAAUUAGACCUGUUGUUUCUUUACUUUAACGAGAUUGCAAAUUAUUCAAAUUGCAGUUGAAAAUCAAUGAAAGAAGAAAGCACGUGGUAAUCCACUGCGCAUUCUAAAUCUCCCAUUCGAGCAUAGCCACAAUUCCUUGCGAGUCUACUGCGCAUCCCAAAUCUUCCAUUUGCACUUAACCAAAAUUCCUUGCGAGUCCAUUGCGCAUCCUAAAUGUUUCAUUCGCACAUAACCACAAUUCCUUGCGUUUGGCAAGAAAACGUGAUUCAAUGCCCCUAUAAUGUGAUUUUUUGCCGAUUAGAGAGCUGCCUCGUUCGCUCGCUUCAGGCUCGCUCACUGCGGCAGCAAAAAUAUGUGCAUAUUCGGCAACAAUCAUCAGCUGGAUUCGCGGUUUUUGUUACGGCUUUUUUCCCUUUUUCCAUGACUAUAUUUUGUAAAAAUUUAGUACAAAUUUCCUCGUGCAACUUUCUGUCAUUUUUGUUCACAUUUUUCUUUGUUCCUAUUGGAUAGUAUCUUGACACCUCUUAAGGGGUGAAAUUAAACAAAAAAAAAAUAGUCGGUCUGCGGGCUCGCUUUUCUCCGCCCCAUUCUUCCUUGCCAGUUAGUGCUAGUGGCUCCACCGCCAAAACAACCCCAAACUCUGACAAGUAAACCUGCUCGCAGAAUAUAUAACAAUUAUUCACCUCAGUGUCGGUGGCUAGUGGUGGGUGGAUAUUUACCGAGGCCGCGAAGCCACCGACACUGAGGUGAAUAAUUGUCACCGUGAAUAAUUGUCACCGAAGCCACCGACACUGAGGUGAAUAAUUGUUAUAUAUUCUGCAAGCAGAAUAUAUACUAAAACAUUGAGAUCACUGAGCACAAAAAUAUAAUUUUUAACUCAUUUACUGUUGCCAGCGAUUACAUUUUGGCGCGCAAUGACCGAACGGCCGCGGUCGUCGCUUUUUCUUACCGACAAAUAAAACUUUUUUUGAAGGCAUUUGUUUAGCUCUUGCGGGGAAAUUUCUUCAAAAGGAGUUGUGAAUUCUUUUUGUAUUUAAAAUCAUUCUGUAGAAAAGAUUAUUGAAUUUAGUUUUAAGCUUGUUUAUGAACAAGUCAACUAAAUAAAGUAACGCAAGACUAAGAGAAAUUUGCAUUUGUAAACAAAAAACUUUUUCACCGGUUUUGUCGAUAAAUUUAAGUAAAAACUUCGUCACCUUCUUCGUGAAUUUCGGGAACAGCUUGCUUGAUUAGUUUUCGAAUUUCUUUGUUGUUAGGGCAGCAAACCGCGGGAAGGCAUUUUGCUCGCAACUUACGCGAGUUUGGCGUCGCUCGCUCGGAGGAACUGGAGGUGAAUCCAGGAUAUUCACUGAUUGAGUAGCCAAUCAGAGCGCACGAAAAACACUAUCCACUGUUUCAAUAUAUAUAUAGAUUUAGCCAGGGCCAAAAGUGAAUCUCUCGACAAUAGUUUACUCAAACAAAAUAUAAAAUCGUGUAAUGCUUAGUACGUGGCGAAGGAGACUAGAACGGUGAAAAACAACUCUUACAAUAGGUCUAAUUAGCAAGCAACUUUGCGGUGCAGCACACCUUUUUUGUAUAUUUCUAUGCCGUUGUUUUGCACGACUACGACGUGAAACUUUCGUGCAGAAACUUCCUGCGUACAACUGGUUUCACGUUUUAUGGGGGAAAUGUCGUACGUGUCCUUGCUCGCUUUUUUUUCACUGGCGCACAUGGCGCUCAUUUUCACCUUGCAUUUGAUAGCCGCUAGGAUUUCUUAUUUUCUCACCGCCGCUACAAAAUUUUCAUGUUGUUCUUUUAACAAAACAAGUGUCUCUCACGUCUUUUAUCUCUCCCUCUCCCCCCCUCCCUCUCUCUCUCUCUCUUUUCGAGUUUCAUUGCGUUUUUUCCGUCCCAUCACAUGAAAUUUUUCCCGGCAUUUUUUCUGGGAAUAGACGAUUUUCUUUACCAUUUUUAGAUCUUGAUGAGUGCGUACAAGGAUCACAUGAUUGCCUUCAAAGCCUCGCGUCUUGUUCAAAUACUGAUGGCUCGUUUAAGUGUUCUUGUAACGACGGGUACAUAGGUGACGGAAAAACAUACUGCCAGCGAAAAGGUAAGGAUGUUUUCAUCUUUAGUACGUCGGGGUUUAUCAGUCUCCAAGGCAGUCAUCAUGGUAAUCAUCAGGGAAUAGCUAAAUGUAAACUUCAACGUUUGAAGUGGGCUGACUUUGAUAAUGAUGAUCAUGGUGAUGGUGUUGACAUAAGGAUAAUCUCAUUGAUAAUGAAAAUGAUGAUAACUACUAUUAUCAUUCGAUGCAAAUGUUUCUUCCUUUGCAUUGGCCGACAGCCCGCCACGUGACCUGCAAAUAACUGCCUACAAAUAAUGGUGUGCUCAUGCGCAAUGUCGUUCAACUGUAAGUUUUUGGCUUAAGUUUUGGCUGCAAAUACUAUUCUGCUCAUGCGUAAACGAAACCACGCUUUCCUCCUACUUGCGAGCGCUCUUUCGUGAAAAUGGCAGAUCGCUUCGCUUCCCGAAGAUAUUCCUAAAGCACAAACUCGGUGAUCGAAUGAUAAAACAAUUAUUGAACUCGGUUAUCGCAAAAUAUCAUGAUUUGUCAAUGUCUCGCAGAUCAAUUAUUUGCAACUGCUCGCCACUGACAAAUCACGAUAUUUUGCUCACCCUCGUCCAAUAAUUGCUAAUUAUUGGUAAGAGCAGGAGGUAAAAUUGGUGAUCACGGUGAUGUAGAUUGAACUGGCUGCUUCACAAAGUAAAGAACAUAGAUUUGCGAUUUUUAAUAUACUAACAAUAACUGUCCUUCUUUAAACUUGGAAAUAAAGUAAUUCAUUUGUCUCGUGGUAAGAAGUAUUUUUUUUUACCAAUUUAUAAUCCCCUUCAAACAUUUUUUAAGAUGCCACUGAAAAUUCCUCUCUCCCCGCCCCCUGUGGUAUACGGAACGAAUAUGGACUGCCUUUGGUACAUGUUUAGAAAUGAAAAUGCGAGAAUAAGCAAAGACGGCGACGCUAGAGCGCUGCCAUUUCUAAAGCUGCCUUAUGAAUCAGAAACAGGAAAUUGCGUAAUAGAAAAAUAUUUGUCUUUCUCUUAAGAUUUCACCGCAACAUUCACAUGUGACAAUUCAAUGGAAAUGUUUGCUGACGGUCAAAGCCUCGGAACGGAUAGUAUUUGGCAAAACCCCACCACCUACCUUGUACCAGGAAACACUCGAGUUCUGUCAGUAGCCGGGGAAGACUAUGGCGGCGUAUAUCUCGGAAUACUCGGCUCCACUAGCAACGGACUGGUAACUAAUGAAACUUGGAAAUGCACCAGUGUUCUGUAUCCCGAAUGGAAUUCCCUGGAUUUUGAUGACCAGAACUGGCCUUUGGCAAAAGUGAUUGCAAACCAUGGUGCAAGUCCUUGGGGUACACUAAAUGGCAUCGCAGUUACAGCUAAGUGGAUAUGGGGAAACACCAACAGCAACACUACUUAUUGCAGACUGCCACUACAGUAA
Messenger RNA from Porites evermanni, 9347 nucleotides. Lineage: Eukaryota; Metazoa; Cnidaria; Anthozoa; Scleractinia; Poritidae. The record is from the annotation of a GenBank genome assembly.